AUGUCGAUACCUCCGUUAGUGUGCAGUACUCCUCCUCCGCCAGACCAGUGUGAAGAGGAUAAACACAUUGAUGAAUUUGAUUUACAAUAUAGAUUGUCACCAGAGGACGAAGAUGAAAAUGAUGAAUAUAAUUAUGGAAAUUUUAAUAAUUUCCAUGAUGCUAUGUCUAAUAAUGAUGACUCGGAACCACAAAAUGAAACCAGUAAAGAAAAGACUGAUCAUAGCAUUAUUGAAAUAAUUAAACAUUCUAAACCCAGCCCAAGUAAGCAAAAUUCCAUAGAUAAAGUAACCAUUGAUGAUGUGGCUAUUGAAGACUUAAACUUAAAGGUAGAGCAAGAAAGUGAUCUUGUAGAUCAGGUAGAAAGUAAUAAUAGUAAUGUAGAUGAAAAUUCAGACACAUAUGGAAUAACAUGUUUUACACCGCAUAUAGAAUCCCCUGGUAAAAGUACAUUAUGUAUAAACUCUAAUGUAGUAACAGAAGAGUGUAAUGAGGAAAAUGAAGUAGAAAGUGUGAUACCAGAAUUAAAUGAUUUAUCUCUAUUUUCUAAAGAAGGGGAAGAAUCACCAACCAAAUUAUUAGAACAUUCUGAGGGUUAUAUUGUGAGUAAUGAAGUCCUUGUAGAAAACAUAACAUCUGAAUGUGAAGAAUAUAAACAAGAUUUGCAAACAUCCGAUGAUUUUGAUGACUUUGAAGAUUUUAAGUUCACUACAAACAGCAAUUAUAACAUUAUUGAAAGUGCUGGUAAUCCUUGGGAAAGUAAGGAUCCAAAGGAUUUUAACUUUGGGGAUUUCAAAGCCAAUUUUGAUGCUAAUGAAACUAUAGAUGAAGAAUUACAUAAUGAGAAACUAAAUAAUGAAAUUAUCAUUAGUCAAGCUGAACUAGAUAAUAAUGAAGAUGAAGAUUUUGGCGAUUUUGAUGAUUUUAAGUCUUCAGUAAAUAAAGAAAUAGUAGAAGAACAUGCUUCGCAACAUGUCACUGUUUUAAACUUUCAAAGUAAUGACAAUGAGGGCCAGGUUAUAGAAAGUAUAAAAAAUAUUUUAUUUAAUAUCUUUCCUGACGAUUUACCAGAUUCUGAAACAGCAUUUGAUGGAAAUCUUGAGUCUUCACUAGGUGAAACAUGGCAUCAUUUGAAAGAAAUUGAUGUUAGACAGCCUUACAUUGUAUAUUGGAAUAAUUCUCUUGGUCAAAAAACUCUUUUAAAGGCCCUAUGCAUUGAUUCACGAAAUAUUUUGUUUGGCCCUAAGUGGAAUUCCUCGAUGCCAAAAUAUGCAACAAAUUUAAGUGGAGCACCUCUAAAACCCCAAAAAUCUCCUACUACACCACAGCAACCAGACCUCAGUGCUGAAAAAAGUAAAGAAAACAUCACAUGGACAGAUCCUUUUACUUCAACUGGACAAGGAUACACUUAUGCCGAAGCUCUACUCCUAGAUUUAGAACACCUCAUGACCACUUUAGAUCAAAUGGCUCACAAACAGUCUACUCUAAAAAUAUCAGAGUUACUUUCAACUGCUAACAGUUCAGACAGAGAAAAGACCUUAAAAGAGUCUCGACCGGCAGAUCUGAAUGUCUUUGGAAGCUCCAUUACAGUAUCAAAAUUAGACAAGAUCCAUUCGAGUACACUCAGUGUGCAACCUCUUAGACAUAUCAAUUUGCCUGAUACACAUAUAUUUACUCCUACUGACUCUGAAACUCCAAGAUCAAAAACAAUUCAUUACGACGUUACACCACCUGUAUUAUUACCACAAUCAAUAGAGAACCACAGCAUUAACCCAGAGAUAUCUACCCAAAAAAAGUCUACCUUUGAAAAUAAUGAUGAUUACUGGGAAUUUCAAGAUUUUAAAGGUACAGCUGAAAGUGCCCAAAAUAUGGAUAUAAAAACAGAAGAAACUGUUAAUCCAAAUGCAGGAAUGGUUCUUCAAAGUCAAUUAUUGCAACCAGUCAAAGUUGAGCCAACCAUGCCCACAUUAAACUGGCCAGAUCCUGGCGAGGUUAAGGAGACAUUUGAUGAUUUUUCUGAUUUUGUAUCUAGUACUGCUUGGAAUAAUGAUAAUUCAAGUACUACGGAGGCUGCAUCUCACCUGCCAAGUGCUAGCCUUAUUGGAACAGCACCUUGUGAUAAUGUAGAGGAUGAAUUUGAAUCAUUCCAAUCUGCUCCUACACCUGCAUUUAAUCAGAUAUGUGCAGAAACCUUGUUACCAGAAACUAGUAAAUUUAGCAAUGAGGUCAUACAUAGACUUCCAUCGGAUACAAUGAACAUUAGGCCAAACGAAGUCUUCACACCGAACACUAUCCAGAAUCAUAAUAUUUCUGUGAACUUGUCCUCAAAAUCUAGUCCAGUGAAUACGUCAAUUUUAAAACCUAUAAAUCCCGGCCCGAGUGUUGUUCGCCCCCAAAAAGCAGGACAAAUUUUACAACCGCUUUCUCUCGAAAGUUAUUCACAGAUAAAUUGGCCCAAACCUGGUAUAGAUUUACAAAAUCUUUCAAGUUUCAAUCCUCUCGAAAGCUUCGAAGCAUUCAAAAGUGACUCCAGCUCGAGCGGAGCCAGCAAAGGCGCAUCGCCGGUGCACAAAAUAGCUUCUGUCACCGUGAACGAAACGCUCGAUGACGAUGUUUGGGGUGACUUCGUUUCGAACAAACCCAAACAUGCGGCUCCAAAGAAGCCACAGUUAGUCGCAGACGACGAUGAAUGGACAGACUUUGUGUCGAGUCCGAGCAUAUCACAGAACAGCCUUAAAACCAUAAGCUUCAAUGUUGCAACCAAUUCGACAAUGCAAAAAAUGUCGAAUCAAAGUGUUUCUAAAAAUAAUCAAAUAGCACUGGAUAUUCCGGUUCUCAAUUACAUAACUCCGAAGUCGAACAGCCGCGGCAUGUGUGUUGAUAAACAUUUUCAAAAUUUAUAA
Messenger RNA from Pieris macdunnoughi, 2901 nucleotides. The record is from the annotation of a GenBank genome assembly. Lineage: Eukaryota; Metazoa; Arthropoda; Insecta; Lepidoptera; Pieridae.